UCCGCUUCACUGACGUGUUUCAUGUGGGAGGAACCUAAAACUGGCAGUGAAAUGGAAACAUUCAGGACACAGACUUUGAAAGAGAAACAAGUCUAACUGCUUGUAAAAAGCAAAAUGGCGAGCAAACAUUCUUAUGUUGAAGAAUCAGACAAUCCAGGAGAACCAAAGUCAACGGAUCAAAAAAUCCGAAUUGUGUUGGUAGGGAAAACAGGAGCUGGGAAAAGUGCCACAGGAAACACCAUCUUACAAAAAAAGGCCUUCGUCUCCAAGAGUUCUUUCUCUUCACUGACAGCAGAAUGUCAGAAGGAAGAAGGAAAGUUUGAAGACCAACACCUGGCUGUGAUUGAUACCCCAGGUCUGUUUGACACCAAGAAAACUGAAGAAGACGUGAUGAAGGAGCUCGUCAAGUGUAUCUGCUUAUCUGCUCCUGGUCCUCAUGUGUUCCUGGUUGUAAUCCAACCAAACAGAUUCACUGAAGAAGAACAAAAAACAGUGCAACUCAUUGGGAAGAUUUUUGGUGAAAAGGCCACAGAUUACACCAUGGCUUUGUUUACCCAUGGAGAUGAUUUGGUGGCAGAUCAAAUCUCUGUAGAGGAAUUAAUUAAAACCAAUGAAAAUGUGAGUGCCAUCAUUGAUCAGUGUGGUGGAGGAUAUCAUAUGUUUAACAACAGAGCUGAGGAUUCCUCUCAGGUAGAAGAGCUGCUGAAGAAAAUGAAUGCAAUGGUUGAGAAAAAUGGAGGACGAUACUACACUAAUGAGAUGUUUCAAGAGGCAAAACGAGCCAUUGAUGAGGAAAUGACGAUCAUUCUGAGCCAAAAUCCAAACAUGGAGCUCAGUGAAGCCAGAAGAAUGGCAGAGACAGACAACUGGCUCAUUCAGAGCGUUCUGGAAUUUGCUGUUGCUGGAGCUGAGAUGGGCGCGAAAGUUGGAAAAUGGACGGGACCGAUGGGAACAGCAGCUACAACUUCACUGGGAGCUUCACUGGGUGUAUUGGUGGGAGGUUUGGUUACAGGUGUCAGAGCCAUUGAGAUGGAGACCCAGCGCGGGUGCAUUUUGCAGUGACAUCAUAAAUAAAUGAAUAAUUAGCUGUUUGUUAAAACUAUAAGUAGCUCAAAAUCAGAGAGGAAUGAUUGUAUAGAUGUCUCAUUUUUUCACUGCUUAUAUAAUUUCAUGGAGUUUUAUUGUUUGCCACCAACCUGCCGCCCCGUGGUGAUGGUGGCUAUGUCUGUCUCAGUCGUUGUGUCCUUGUGCAAGACACUUCACCCGCCUCUCCUGCUGAUGGUGGUCAGAGGGCUCGGUGGCAUCUGUGGAUAGCAGACUCACUUCUGUCAGUCUGCCCCUGGGCAGCUGUGGCUACCAUGUAGCUCACCACUGUUAGUGUGUGAAUGGGUGGAUGACUGAAUGUAGUGUGAAGCGCUUUGGGGUUUCUGGGGGCUUGUUAAAGCGCUGUACAAGUACAGGCCAUUAACCUUUUACCAUUUAUUUAUAAUUUAAAUAUUCAGGAUUAGUGGUUGUUUGACAUCCUUGAUUCAAAAUCAUUUCCUGAUUUAUGUUGUAAUAAUCUCUCCUGUCUCUUGUCCUUUUAUGAGCUGUGCUUACCUAUAAUAACAAAGUCUAAAGGUUAAAGGCAUAACCAUAUCUUCUCUGUGGUUAAUCAUGUACUGUAUACACUUGUUAAAGAUACAAAUAAAAAAGUGUGUAAGUGUUUUAUUUUAAGCAACCAAACAAAUAAUUGGGGUUUUCCCGCUGCAAACUCAACCACAGAUCUGUGUCCUUGUUUAAUAUUCCAGUGUAGCCAAAAUUCUGUUUAAAAUAAAUCUGUCAAAUGAA
Girardinichthys multiradiatus is the source of this 1830-nucleotide messenger RNA. RefSeq names its product GTPase IMAP family member 9-like. The transcript has 2 exons. NCBI's taxonomy places the organism in Eukaryota, Metazoa, Chordata, Actinopteri, Cyprinodontiformes, Goodeidae. Gene Ontology annotation, molecular function: GTP binding. The record is from RefSeq and is a predicted model, not a curated record. The coding region runs from base 115 to 1062 and encodes 315 amino acids.